AAAUAAUUUUUUUAACUGGUCUUAUAUAAUAUUCUAAUUUGCUUAGAUUCUGACUUUUGGAUUUUCAUUAGCUGUAAGCCACAAUCAUUAACAUACUUGAAACACUUGAAAUCAAUCAGUCUGCGUGUAAUGAAUCUAUAGAAUAUGAGUUUAAACAACCGUUCGGUAAUAUUCUAUAAAAAAAAAUCUUUAUUUCUAUAGCGCCAAUAUAUUCCGCCGCGCUUUACAAUUCAGGGGUUAAAGUACAAACAGUCAUAAAUAACAUAGCAAGUCAAUCAUUAGAACAAGAGGAAGGAGGGCCCUGCUCACAAGAGCUUACAAUCUUUUCCUAUUCAUUGAGAGGCACCUAUAUUUACUAUAAACAUGUCCGGUCCAUGAAAUGAUCUGGAGGUUUAGCUUCUCCUUUUUGUGUCACUGUACACGUGAUUCACCCCCACCCCCAUGUCACCUGCUGUCACCACCACCUUUCCCUGUCUAGCUGACUGCCCUAUAAGUAAACAAGUCUGACAAGUCCAGACGCUCAAUAAGGUCCUACCACCAUCCGAGAGCCUGCAGUCCACCCAGAAAGUGAUCAGCUGACCUUCUGGAGAUACUGGGAGGCCAGAACUUCAAGUUCCCAGGCCGUGAAAUGGGGCAGGCGAGUUCCCAGGAUCGACCAUCCACCCUGCCUCGGGAAAUACUUACGUCCCUGCAGUCUUUACCAUUCCUGCGUCGUGUAGAAUUUUUUAUGGACCUGGAGCCUUUUCCAGAUGAGAUCCUCAUCUUGAUCUUCAGCUUUGUGCCAGAACAAGACCUGCUCUUACACUGUAGGCUUGUGAGCCAGCGAUGGAAACGUCUGGUGGACUCUCCCUCCCUGUGGAGGAUCAAGUGUGAACUAGACUAUAGGAGAGUGACUCUUUUAGUUGCAGAAAUGUCUCAUGACCUCCCCUGGCAGAAAAUUUAUCUAAAGAAGCCAUUUUCACGGAACCUGCUGCGAAAUCCAUGUGGCACAGAACAGCUUAAUCACUGGAGCGUAAAACACGGAGGGGAUGGUUGGAGGGUGGAGAAAAGUAACUCUGUUUUAGAAGGUGCCGACAGCCAGAUCUGCUUCGUCAGCUCAUACGGUUGGUGUAAGAAGAGCCAGAUCAUAGACCUUGUACAGGAAGGACUAUGGGAGCAUCUCCUGGACGUCCACCAGCCUCCCAUCUGCAUAUCUGACUGGUACGCCGGACGAGAAGACUGCAGCUGUGUCUAUAGUAUAAAAGUUCAGCUCUUGGCUGCCGAUCAGCAAACCGUACUCCAGGAGUUCACUAUGGACCCCGAUCCCAUCCCCCAGUGGAACGACGCAUGUUAUCACCAGGUCUCUCAUGAAUUCCGCCACUACGGACCCGGUGUCCGAUAUGUGAACUUUACCCACAAAGGAAAAGACAUGCAGUUCUGGAAAGGAUGGUACGGCGCUCGGAUCUCCAACUCCUCCGUCACUGUGAAGUGUGACAACCUGGAGCCCUGUAGAUGAGCCCCCCCCCCGAAUACACUACUUGGAGUUGGCCGAUGAUCAGUAAGGACUGCGGCUCGUUCGGCUAUGUCUGCACUGUAACCCCAAGGAUGUUUCUAUAUUAUAAUUCUACCAUCUUUCUUGCUUGUUGUUUAUGGUCCUAAAGCAAUAGCCACUUAUAAACCACAAAGCUUCUGCCAAUAAAAAAAAUAAAAGUUAUGGCUGCUGUAAGGCAGA
Messenger RNA from Bufo bufo (common toad), 1711 nucleotides. RefSeq names its product F-box only protein 27-like. Gene Ontology annotation, molecular function: ubiquitin protein ligase activity; protein binding. The record is from RefSeq and is a predicted model, not a curated record. Gene Ontology annotation, biological process: glycoprotein catabolic process; SCF-dependent proteasomal ubiquitin-dependent protein catabolic process. Lineage: Eukaryota; Metazoa; Chordata; Amphibia; Anura; Bufonidae. The transcript is spliced from 6 exons. Gene Ontology annotation, cellular component: SCF ubiquitin ligase complex; cytoplasm. The coding region runs from base 629 to 1495 and encodes 288 amino acids.